Bactrocera oleae (olive fruit fly) is the source of this 1976-nucleotide messenger RNA. RefSeq names its product Synaptosomal-associated protein 29kDa (gene Snap29). Gene Ontology annotation, biological process: synaptic vesicle priming; synaptic vesicle fusion to presynaptic active zone membrane; exocytosis. Lineage: Eukaryota; Metazoa; Arthropoda; Insecta; Diptera; Tephritidae. Gene Ontology annotation, cellular component: SNARE complex; plasma membrane. Gene Ontology annotation, molecular function: SNAP receptor activity; syntaxin binding. The record is from RefSeq and is a predicted model, not a curated record.
UUGUUGCAGAAAUUCAUUAAUAAAAAUGCAUGAGUAUGGCAAGCCCAUGUUAUAUCAGCUGGCCGCUUUUUCUUGAUUUUCUACUGACGUUUAUCGAAAUAGGGGGAGUAUUUGAAAGAAAUUUUCUUUGUGUAUAAAAGAAACGAAACGAGAAUAACAAAAUCAUUGGUUUAUAUAUCUUUAAUUUUAAAGAGAUCACAAUAUAAAUAGUUUAUAUAAAACAUCAAAUUUAAAUUGUAAAUUUUUUAAAAAGUAAAUCACAUUUUUCGUUUAAGUAAUAGAAGCAUAAGAAAUACUCCCGAGCUAGGAAGUCAUGGCCGAUAAUUACUUGCAGCCAGUGAAUAAUCACUUCGACUUGAAUGCAGGCGAUCUAGAAGAUGUAGAUGAUGAUAUUUUUUUGAAUAACUCUCGCUCCAAUAGCACAAUAUCGGGACGUGAUAGCGGAAUGGAGGGUGCUGUUGGUGGUCGUAGCACCAAUCCAUUUGAUGACCCUCAACAGAUUUAUGCAGAGAGACGUAGAGAAAUUGAGUCUCGCACGUUGGAGUCUACACAGCGUAGUUUAGGUUUGUUAUAUGAAACGGAAGAUGUAGGCAAAGCUACAGCAGCUGAGUUGGCGAAACAACGAGAACAAUUAGAGAACACCUCGCGACAGUUAGACGAAAUCAAUUCAACACUGCGCUUUAGCCAACGUCAUUUGAACGGCUUGAAAAGCGUGUUUGGAGGUCUUAAAAACUAUUUAUCCGGUAAUCGUGAUGUACCCUUAACCCGUACACCGAGUACACAAAGUGGUGUCAAUCAAUUUGGUCAAAACGAGGAAUCAACAGAAACUACUGUUAAUAUUAGCAAAUCACCACCAGCUAUGUCGCCAACAGAACGUUAUGACAAUCAUCCUAUAAGUCGCAUUAGGAAUGAUUCUACAGCAAUUAAGCAACGUGAACAAAUACAAGCUCAACGCAGCAAUAAUCCAUUCCAAACACAAUUAGAAUCGAAUUUAGACGAAAUGUGCGAUAAUUUGUCACGUUUAAAAUUUCUUGCCACUGAUCUGGGAAGUGAAAUCGAAUCACAAAAUGAAUUAUUGGACAAUAUGAAUUAUAAAAUUGAAGAUGUGGACUUGAAGAUGAAUAAACAAAAUAAGGAAAUUAACAAGUUGUUGGGUAAAAAGUGAAUAUAACUACAACAAUAUAAAGAUAAAGAUAUGGGUGUAAAACUGAAAGUGUGGUAGCAGCCUUAUGCGAAUAUUUGUACAUUUAUUUUUUAGCAAUUAGUACAUUCAUGUAUUUGGGUAGUCUUUAAAACUCGCGCAUAUAUAUUAUUUUGGUAGGCAUACAUUCAUGUAAAGUAUUUAAAUUUCAGUUUAAUAGAUAUUUUAAAAUAAAAGUAUGUACAUUUUUCUUUUUUGCCUUCCCGUUAUUAAAUUAAAAUAUUUUGUACUUUGAAAAGAUUUGUUUUCAGAAUCAUCAGAAAUAAUUAAAAUUAAUUUACUUAAAUUUAAAGAUAACACUAAUUAAGUUCAUAAAAAAAAAAAAUUAUAUACCUAAAUAUAUCAUUAUAAUAAAGUUCAAGAAACUGGAGUUUGAUAAACCAAAAAAAUCUGAUAACCUUUGGUUGUACCCUAUAAUAUACAUAAACAAGAUUUUAUUCCAAAGCAUAUAAAUAAGUGACAAAAGCACUUGUCAUUGCCAAUUGUUAUCAUAUGCUUUUUCAAGAAUAAGCAAUGUCAAAUAUCAACAUUAAGUCGAUACAUAUAUACAUACUCCGUAUUUCAUUUGACUUCUCCUACCGAUGAAUCACACUAAUGCUACAUGACAACCAACUUGAACAUUACCAACCAAACGGAAAUUAGAUAACCGUUACAAUAACAAUAAUGCUACAAAUGAUAUGGCUGCUGUACAAUAAAUGUAGCAAUACGCAUUUUCCACCGAUUAGGCUUUGAAAUGGUUAAAAUAAAAAUUCUAAUAUUUAAAUACCAUAACAAA